Molecule: messenger RNA, 999 nt
Organism: Anthostomella pinea
Lineage: Eukaryota; Fungi; Ascomycota; Sordariomycetes; Xylariales; Xylariaceae
Source: the annotation of a GenBank genome assembly
AUGUCGCCAAUGGUGAUGGGCAUUCGUCGCACCAGGGGGCCGGCCACGUCCAUCCCAGCAGACCGGACAGCGUUGCGAUUUGCGGACGAUGAGGAGCACCAGCCUGCGGCGGCGAAGAAGCAUGCAGCGGUCGAGGCAAAGAAGCGCGCCAAGGAGACUCUCGAGGAGGAUGGUGAGGAUGAGGCCGUCGUGAAGGAUGAGACUAUCGGUAAGGAUGAGGCCGCCAAUGAUUCCCUGGGAAUGGCCCAUGUCAAGAAGAUAAUAGCGGACUAUCGUGCGCGCUGGCUGUCGCGCAGUGUGAGCCCUGAGCUGGCCAAGGAACAAUGGCAGUUACUGGCAAAGAAGCUCGCCAAGGAGAAGCUCGCCAAGGAGAAGCUCGCCAAGGAGAAGCUCGCCAAGGAGAAGCUCGCCAAGGAGAAGCUCGCCAAGGAGAAGCUCGCCAAGGAGAAGCUCGCCAAGGAGAAGCUCGCCAAGGAGAAGCUCGCCGAGGAGACUCGCAAGGAGGAGAUCUCGGCCACUCAGGAUGAAUCCAAGGACAUGAUUGUCAGCGAGCUGCUCAACCAGGGUGAGAUGGAGCGUCUUGUGCGAGACUCGUUCGGCAACUACGCGGUCCAGACCGCAAAGCCACUGCCGCUCCCAAGUGAGGCGCUGCACCCGGCGCUCGAAGGCGCAAGGCUGCGGAGCAGGCCGAUGGCGCCGACGCCGAAGAUGACGACGUACAUCAUGAAGCACCAACUUGUUGAGGCCACGGGAGAGUCAACCGCGAAGAUCUCCUCCUCGUCUCUGGGCUUAGAAUCGUCGAGGUUGUCAAGGGGGCGUCCUAGAAGAAUGGAAGAACCGACCCUGCUUGGGUACCGCAUUCACGAAGGAGAACCGACCCUGCUUGGGUACAGCCUUCACGAAGAAGGAGAUAGGCAGGCCGGCGAUGGUGGAUCUACCUACUGUGUGACCAUGCAGUGCAGAGACUUCCUGGCGAAACCCGGCUCGGUAUACUCGUGA